UCCCAAGUCAUCUGGCACAAUAAAACAUUCCGCUGUCAGCCAACACACGGCUGUACUGAAGGAGUCACUGGCACACAUAGGCCGUUACACAUACUCGCAAAAAUAUUUACUUUUAAAUACUUCUAUUAUUAGCCAAGAUCGAGGGGCUGCCUGAGUAAUUGACCCGGAGUCGUAAAGGCUGUGCAGGGUGAAGUCGGGGGAGACGGACAGGAAAAAAACAAAGAUGGCUGUGUAACCAGAGAGACGAGUCCCAGCAGAACUCUGUCUAACCGCGGCGUUAAUCACCGACAGGUCCCGUGGGUCCCGUGGACAGUCAGUCGGUACCGGAGCAGGGACGUUAGAUGAGCAGCCGAGCUGGGCCGCCGUGUACAUCUCUGUUAUCUGCUGUCAUUGCGAAUAACGGCGUCGAGAGUACAACAACAGCUGAGAGAGUUGUUUUUGUUCUGCAAAGCCAGAGGACUGACUGCUGUGUUUUUGUCAACGUAGCUAGCCGCACACUCUGCUAGCCUCACUCCCGGUCGCGGCAGGUACACCUAAGAAAUUUCUAAACCCCCGUCGCCAUGUCUUCACUGGAGGAGAGAGACGUUGUGGCCGCCCCUGGCUCCUCCUCGGCCGGCUUGGGGGUCGGGGCCGUGGGGGCAGCGGUGGAGGCUGUCGCCGGGGUCGCAGCCAUGCAGGAGGAGGUCGGGAUACGGCGAGAAGGGCCCGAGCCUGACCCGGACGAGCCGCCCAAGAAGAGGGUGAGAUUGCCCGAGGGAGAGUCAGGAAAGCUGGAGGAGAGACUGUACUCAGUGCUGUGCUGCACCGUGUGCCUAGACUUGCCCAAGGCGUCUGUAUACCAGUGUACCAACGGACACCUGAUGUGUGCAGGCUGUUUUAUCCACCUCCUGGCUGAUUCUCGUCUCAAGGAGGAACAGGCUACGUGUCCCAACUGCAGGUGUGAGAUCAGCAAGAACCUGUGCUGCAGGAACCUUGCAGUGGAGAAGGCUGUCAGUGAGCUGCCGACAGAAUGCACCUUCUGCCUAAAACAGUUCCCCCGCUCCAGCUUAGAGAGACACCAGAAAGAGGAGUGCCAAGACAGGGUGACACAGUGCAAGUACAAGAGGAUCGGCUGCCCUUGGCAAGGUCCGUUCCACGAGCUGCCAGCGCAUGAGAGCGAGUGCUCCCAUCCCACUAAGACUGGUACAGAGCUGAUGGGAAUACUGGGAGAGAUGGACCAGAGCCACCGCAGAGACAUGCAGCUCUAUAACAGCAUCUUCAGCCUGCUCUGCUACGAGAAGAUUGGGUUUACAGAGGUGCAGUUCAGGCCGUACCGCACUGAUGACUUCAUCACUCGUCUGUACUAUGAAACACCACGCUUCACCGUUCUCAAUCAGACGUGGGUUCUGAAGGCCCGCGUCAAUGACUCAGAGCGCAACCCUAACCUGUCCUGCAAGCGCACCCUCUCCUUCCAGCUCAUCCUCAAAAGCAAGGUAAACUCUGCCCUGGAGUGCUCCUUCCUGCUGCUGAAGGGGCCGUACGACGACGUGCGGAUCAAGCCAGUCAUCCACCACCACUCCUUCAGCAACGAUGCCAACGAGACCGACUACGUCCCUCUGCCCAUCUCCGAUUCGGUGGAGUGCAACAAACUGCUGGCCGCCAAAAACAUCAACCUGCGCCUGUUCAUCUUCCAAGUCCAAAAAUAAAGAAUGAGGGAAGAGGAGGAGGAGGAGGAGGAGGAGGAGGAAGAUGGAAAGAGAGAUGAAGAAGAAGAGGGACGAUGGAGGGUGAGGGGCUGAGAGAGGGAGAGAGGAGUGAUGAAGAUUAAAGAGACACCACUGAACCACUGAUACCUCUUAACACGUACACACACACACACACACACACACACACACACACAAAAUACAUAUACUCUCACACACAUUCACGCAGGGUACACACACACACACACACACACACACACGUGUGUGCGCGCGCACACACAUGCACACACCACUAAUUACACUUACCUCCUUUUACAAGAUAGUGCGACCCCUUGCUCGGGGAGCUGUUAGUUGCUAUGGAGAUGGGUGGGCUUUUGUUAUGGGAUGGAGGGGUGGGGUGAAACCUGCGAAGGCACAGGCGGGGGGUGUUGGGGUGAGGGAGGGGGUUCUGGGACAGUUGAUGUGUACCUGUGGAGGCUCUCUGAGGUCAGGUUGUGUCUGACCUUUCACCCCUGACACCCGCAGCCAAAGGUAGCGCGCACACACACACAGCAAACAAAGUGGGAUUCGCUGGGUGCAGUUGUUGUGUGCAUCUUUGUUAGUGUGUGUGUGUGUGUGUGUGUGUGUGUGUGUGUGUGUGUGUGUGUGUGUGAGCGAGAGAAAAAGAGUCAAGCAGCGGACCCUGAAGUGUGGCCCAAACUUUUGCGUUUAUGUUGAAAUGUCCCAAAGACGCGUGAUAAUGUGAAAAUAGAGUGACUGACUCUACUGAGCUGUUCUUUGGACAUGUGUAUGCAUGUGGAGGGCAUGUGUGUGUGUGUCUCUGUGUGUGUGUGUGUGUGUGUGUGUGUGUGUGUGUGUGUGUGUUUGUCUGUCCCUUCCCUCCACACACUUUAUGCCUGAGUCUCGUCAACAAUUUCUUUCUGUUUUGGCAAAAGUGUCCAUUUUCAAGGCUUGCCAGAACAGACGUA
This is a messenger RNA of Plectropomus leopardus (leopard coralgrouper), 2650 nucleotides long. RefSeq names its product zinc finger TRAF-type and ring finger containing 1 (gene zftraf1). Gene Ontology annotation, cellular component: nucleus. The record is from RefSeq and is a predicted model, not a curated record. Gene Ontology annotation, molecular function: zinc ion binding. Lineage: Eukaryota; Metazoa; Chordata; Actinopteri; Perciformes; Serranidae.